This is a messenger RNA of Drosophila willistoni, 1008 nucleotides long. RefSeq names its product 40S ribosomal protein SA (gene sta). Bases 97 to 909 code for a protein of 270 amino acids. The transcript is spliced from 3 exons. Gene Ontology annotation, biological process: cytoplasmic translation; ribosomal small subunit assembly. Gene Ontology annotation, cellular component: cytosolic small ribosomal subunit; ribosome; 90S preribosome. Lineage: Eukaryota; Metazoa; Arthropoda; Insecta; Diptera; Drosophilidae. Gene Ontology annotation, molecular function: structural constituent of ribosome. The record is from RefSeq and is a predicted model, not a curated record.
GACCGGGAUAUCGAGGGAAGCCCCAGCGCUAGGCUCGGCCAUUUUGUCAAAACUCCCAACGGCAUCCAGACGUUCCGUAACUCUGUCCACGUUAAAAUGUCGGGAGGCUUAGAUAUAUUGUCCCUUAAAGAGGAUGACAUUACCAAGAUGUUGGUCGCCACCACCCAUUUGGGUUCGGAGAACGUCAACUUCCAGAUGGAGCAGUACGUUUACAAGCGCCGUGCUGAUGGUGUGAACAUCAUCAAUCUGGGCAAGACCUGGGAAAAGCUGGUGCUGGCUGCUCGCGCCAUUGUGGCCAUUGAGAACGCCUCAGAUGUUUUCGUCAUCUCAUCGCGUCCGAUUGGUCAACGUGCCGUGCUGAAGUUCGCCAAGUAUACCGAUACUACUCCCAUUGCUGGCCGUUUCACUCCUGGUGCAUUCACCAAUCAGAUCCAGCCCGCUUUCCGUGAGCCACGUCUCUUGGUUGUCACCGACCCCAUGACCGAUCACCAGCCCAUUAUGGAGGCCUCGUAUGUCAACAUUCCCGUGAUUGCCUUCACCAACACGGACUCGCCUUUGCGUUACAUUGACAUUGCUAUCCCAUGCAACAACAAAUCUCCCCAUUCUAUUGGUCUGAUGUGGUGGUUGUUGGCCCGUGAGGUGCUCCGUCUGCGCGGUACCAUCUCCCGCUCCAUUGAAUGGCCCGUUGUGGUCGAUUUGUUCUUCUACCGCGAUCCCGAGGAGGCUGAGAAGGAAGAGGCUGCCGCCAAGGAGCUUCUGCCACCACCAAAGAUCGAGGAGGCUGUCGAUCAUCCAGUUGAGGAGACUACCAACUGGGCCGAUGAGGUUGCUGCCGAAAAUGUUGGCGGUGUUGAGGACUGGAACGAGGAUACCGUCAAGACCUCAUGGGGCAGUGAUGGUCAGUUCUAAAUGUCUGACUAAGUAGACCAAUCCACUUGAAUGUAAUGGUGGUUAUCAGGCGGUUACACAGCAUAAAUAAAUGCCAUCAUUUAUGUUUCUUUAAAAAUU